UCCAUCCUCCCUCUGCCUGGCGCCUGCAGUGGCACAUGUGUCUUUUUAGAGGUAAUAGGUUUCAGGGGAGGAGGAUUGUUCAUCUCAUUAAUCUGGUGUCUCACACACAAUCAAAUCCCUGAUGCUCAUUUGUCAUGCUCGGCUGGUCAUGCCCUACAGGAAAUGAUUGUGGGAAAGAACAUUAAAUGACCCCCUUGUGUGGAUAAUCUUGUUUUAUGCUUCUGAUGACUUUGGAAGGAAGAUACGUUUUUGUUGUUAUUUUGAUGGAAUUAAAUCAUUAUUAUUGCAUGAUGAAACAGACAAUCAAAUGAGUAUUUCCUUAUUUCUCUUGAGUGUAAACAAUGCUAUCCAUACACUAAUGAUAACAGCCUCCUAGUGUUCCAGGGCAUAUUUGACUGAGGAACCCAGAUCCUCCCACCCUCUAUCAAUUCUUUAUUGCUUUUCUUGUCUCUGUUUACACUGUGGCUGCUGUGUCAGGAUCACUGCUGUGCCAUCUUGAUUACUUUAGGCUUUGCUGUCCAACCUUGACUGUUUAUGGUAGCACCAUUCUUCUCCUUUCUUUUAAAAUUGUUUACUUUCCGGCCAUGAAUAAUGUUUAUCUCCACUUACCGAAACAACCACAUAUAAUAGCUUGAGUUAAGACGCGCUGAAUGAGUUCCUCUGGCAGUGACAGUCCCACUCUGAUCCUGUUUCUUCUAUCUUCUCUCAGGCUUGACAGCAGUCUACUGGAGGUCCUACAGAUGGACUUUGAGGUGGAGGAGCAGAGCAGCCAAUCAGACAGCCAGGUGAUCACAUGGCGCCUGGAGUUGCCCGCAGACACCAGGGAUGGGGGGAAGGAGGGUUCCAUGAGGAUCUACACCACCCAGAGAGACUUUGUGGGCCUGGCCACACUCGUCAUGGACACAGAGAUCCUGAACACGGCGGUGCUGACUGGGAAGAAGGUGGUGUUGCCUGUCAGGACUGUGGCUGUGGAGGAGGACGGGUCAGUCACUGACGUCUCAGACUUCACCAACUGCAGCUCCACUGACGAGGACAUCCUGAAGGUGUCAGACAGGUGUGACUACGUGUUUGUGAAUGGGAAGGAGAUGAAGGGCAAGGUGAGGAUGAUGGUGAACUUCACCUACAGCUACCUGAGUGCCCAGCUGGAGAUGAACGUGUGGAUCCCACGGCUGCCCCUCCAGAUCGAGGUGUCUGACACAGAGCUCAGCCAAAUCAAGGGAUGGAGGGUGCCCAUCAUGACCAGCAAGAGGCUCAGCUGGAACAGUGAUGAGGAGGAUAAGAAGGGUAAAGGCUGCAUGUUGCAGUUCCAGCAUGCCCUUGUGCGUGUGAUCACACACUUCAUAGCCAAGCAGUCGGACCCCCGGGAGCCCCAGGUCUACUUUCUGGGCUCAGACUGGCAGGUGGACGUCACCAGGCUUGUGCGCCAUUUCCUCAAGGUGGAGGACCCUCGCAUCGCCAGACUGCAGGCAGGCAGGGUGCUGUCAGGACAAGACAUGGGGACCACCUCCGUCCAGGUGUUCUCCCCCCUCUCUGACUCCAUCCUGGCAGAGAAGACGGUGACGGUAGUGAAUAACAAAGUAACCAUCACAGAGCUGGGGGUGCAGCUGGUCACCGGCCUGGCUCUGUCCCUGCAGCUCAGCCCAGGAAGCAACAGGGCCAUCCUCGCCACGGCAACCAUACAGGAAGUGCUGCAGAGCCCCAAACAGGAGGCUGUGGUUAGUUCCUGGGUCCAGUUCAGCGAUGGCUCCCUGACACCUCUGGACAUUUAUGACCCAGCCUACUACCGUGUGACACUGACCUCUCUGGACCAGGGCGUGGUUUCGGUGCAGGGCUCCCCGCCUGCAGUGGUGGCGGAGGGCGAGGGACAGGGUGUGCUGGUCAGGGUGGAGAUGGCCAUCUGUGAGGCUUGCCAGAAGUCCAAACGGAAGAGCUCGCUGGCCGUGGGCAGCGUCAGCCUCAAGGUCAAGUUCCAGGUCAACAGCCGGCGCUUUUCCAGCAAUAGUAGCAGCAACAGUAGCAGCAGUAGUGGAGGUGGGGUUGGCAGUGGCAGCAGUAAGGACAGCAGCAGUGACUAUGGGAAUGAUGGGGAGGAGGUGGACAGUGAGAGGAAGCAGCAGCAGCCCCAGCAGCCCCUGCCCAGCAGCUCAGCCUCAGAGCGGGAGGAGAGCGCCAUGCGCAAGGUCUCCACAACAGCCAAAUCCAGUGAGUCAGACGCCGCUCCGGGGAGCAUGUCCAGCGGUGGCAGCAGCCAGGGCGGAAUGGCCAGGGCGAGUGAAUCAGGAAGCUUCUUAAAUGCUGCAACCAUCAACAGUCCUGCCAACCCCAUCAAUGACAGUGAUGUUAGCAGCCCUAGUGACUAUGGCACAGCUGAGGGGACAGACAAUGGGCUAAUUGUAGGUAUAGGUAGUGUUGCAGUCAGUAGCACUGUGAAGACACUUGGUAACCUGAUCAACUACAAUAACUUCCCCUCUCAGGUGGAGGUGCCUGACAAGGAGCAAGUCGAGAUGGACAUGGGCAAUGAGGAUAUGCUGUCUAACCGGCCUCUCUCAGACUUGGAGAUCGGCAUGUACGCUCUGCUGGGGGUCUUCUGCCUGGCCAUCCUGGUCUUCUUGGUGAACUGCAUCUCUUACGUAGUAAAGUUCAGGCACAAACAUCCCUCCUCUCAUGGCCAGGAGCCCACGGGGCACAGGCACGACUGGGUGUGGCUGGGCACUGAUGCAGAGCUGGUGAUGAACGUGCCUGGCACUCCCCUCCAGCAAGACGACCACAGCACCACAACAGUCAUAGACAUUGGGCCUGAUAAGAUUGCCUCUCUGCCCAGGCAGCCCAGCUGCCUAGCCCCCUCCAGACCCUCCUCUCCUUUGGUCUGUGGGGGCUCCCUCGGGGCCAAGCCCAUGAACCGCACUGAGUCCCUCCACUCCCCCACAAGCAAGAGGAAGAGGGUCCAGUUCACCACCUUUGCCUCUCUGGACCGUGAGCACUCCCCACACCUCCCCAGAGAGAACGGCCAUGGCAUCCACUGGGUGGGGAAGGAGGAGAACUAUGUUGAACCCCAAGUGCCCAUCACAGAACCUGUGGACAAUUUAUAAUACAUAAAGGGUCCGUUUCACCCCAACUGUGGGUGUGUAUGUGGCGUUGAUUGCCUCAAUGCCUUUAUUUAUGGAUAAAAGUAGACACAACAUAAUGAGCAUCACCACAAGUGGUUAUACUUAUUCAUUAUCUGUGGUUAGUUUUAAAUAUCUGUCAAGGCGUCUUACAUGUAAAUAUCUCAAAUGCUUUGUGAGAGACAUUUUUUAUAUUCGAUAUUAGAGAAAACACUGUGAAUACAUGUGAGGAUGCUUCUCAUCAACCUACUGAUGGCACUUUGUGUGGUGGAGAGGAUAAAACGUUUGACUCAGGCCAGUUGAAAUAUAUUUUUUUACAAAAAAACACAGAGGGUCUUGUUGCAUGUGAAAAAUGUAAUUAUCUUACCUUUUACACUCACAUGGUGGUACCCCCUAAAGCAGGGAUCAUCAACUAGAUUCAGCCACCGGCCAAUUCUUUUCUUUGUAGACUGCAAAUUGACCGCAAGAAGCCAAAACAGAUAUAGUACUUGACUAUAGCAUAAUAAUUUCAAACCUUGCUUACAUUUGUACACAAUCACAUACACUACAUGACCACUCGUCAAACAUCUCAUUCUAAAAUCAUGGGAAUUAAUAUGGAGUUGGUCCCC
Salmo salar (Atlantic salmon) is the source of this 3712-nucleotide messenger RNA. Its product is annotated as transmembrane protein 132D. The record is from RefSeq and is a predicted model, not a curated record. NCBI's taxonomy places the organism in Eukaryota, Metazoa, Chordata, Actinopteri, Salmoniformes, Salmonidae.